AUGGCGGCCGAGCCGGGGCCUGGCGCGCAGGCGCAGCAGGAGGAGGCAGGGCGGGCGGGGACUGUGAAGAUAUUUGCCCCCAAUAUUGAGCAAAGGGAUGUAGUUGAUCACCUAAAAGGAAGUCCAACAGAAGAGAAAAGAAACGUGUUAGUUGAAAGUGCCAGACUGGCAAGAGGAAACAUUCAGGAUUUGGCUGAACUGAAAGCUAGUGAAUUUGAUGCGGUCAUUUUCCCUGGUGGUUUUGGUGUAGCAAAGAACCUGUGUUCCUGGGCUGUAGAUGGCAAGAACUGCACUGUCCAUGAGCAUGUGAACUCCGCACUCCAGGCUUUCCACAGUGCUAAAAAGCCCAUUGGUUUGUGCUGUAUAUCACCAGUCCUGGCAGCUAAAGUCUUUCCUGGUUGUGAGGUUACAGUCGGCCAAGAUAAAAACAUAGAUGGAAGAUUUCCUGAUGCUGAAACGGCAUCUGCUAUUGCAGAGCUUGGAUGUAAGCACAUUUGCAAAAAUGUAAAUGAAUCCCAUGUGGAUAAAGCCAAUAAAAUAGUUACUACCUGUGCUUUCAUGUGCAAGGCUCCUCUGCAUGAAAUCUUUGAUGGAAUUGGGACAAUGGUACAAGAAGUCCUGAAACUUGCCUGACUGGAAGCAUACAGACUUCUGUAAGGAAAUCAGUUUAGCUAAGCAUAAGCAUUUAGCUUCCUUUGAUUGUAUUAAUAAAAUAAUGCAACUACUAAGCUUCA
Athene cunicularia (burrowing owl) is the source of this 734-nucleotide messenger RNA. RefSeq names its product glutamine amidotransferase-like class 1 domain-containing protein 3A, mitochondrial. NCBI's taxonomy places the organism in Eukaryota, Metazoa, Chordata, Aves, Strigiformes, Strigidae. Bases 1 to 633 code for a protein of 210 amino acids. The transcript is spliced from 4 exons. The record is from RefSeq and is a predicted model, not a curated record.